UACAUUAAAAGGCCGAAUACAGAGGUUUGCAGUCUGACUGUUAUCAUUUUGCAAAAUGCAAGACGUCCAGCCACCACCCCUCCGCACCCUGGAUGAUUUUCUGCUGGGUUCGGCCCGCUUUGCCAUUCCCGAUUUCCGUAACUUGGAACGAUGGAACAAUCGAAUAGUCAACAACUUAUUGUACUAUCAGACUAAUUAUUUUGUUUCAGCGUUGAGCUUUCUGGUCAUUCCUGGCUUUUUCUGGCUCUUCCAAUUGGUCCUGGAGACGACGGUGGUGGUGGUUUUGUUUGUGGGCUUCGUCUGGGCUGCUGAGAACCAUGCUCUCCUUCGCCGUUUCCGUAGAAACCACCCUUCGUUUUGCCUUCUAGCCAUACUUUUGGCCAGUUACAUUAUUUUGUCACUGCUGGGGAGUGUGUCUAUAUUCCUGUUUGGGAUAGUCUUCCCUAUACUCUUGGUGGUGGUCCAUGCUUCGCUGCGACUGCGGAACCUAAAGAACAAGGUGGAGAACAAGCUGGAGAGCAUCGGCCUGAAGAGGUCCCCCAUGGGCCUGAUGCUGGAGGCCCUGGGACAGGAGCAGGAGGCAGGCUCAUAGGACAUGGGACCUGGAGGAAGGUCCCUGGCCGGACAGAUGAGCAUUUGGGGGAUGGGGGGUGGAGGGGAAUUCCGAGAACAAAGAUAAAUAGGAAAAGUCCUAGCGGACGAUGAAGCAAGUGAAGAUUGUCUGUAUUGUAUCAUUAUUGAAAUUGUCCCUUUUUAUAACAGUAUUUAGAAAUUGUUCCCGCAUCAGAAAUAGUUUCAAAUGGCAGUAUUCCAAGUUGUACCGCAUGAUGUCCUAUCUUUUUUUGAAGGGACCAAGAGUUAAAAUACAAAGAGAUCUGUUUGCAAAUUGGCGAAGAUAUGAACGGAUCCUUCUCUCCCGGUGGAUGUCAGAGGAUUUGUUGACAGCAUGGAAAUGUCAUACCUUUUACAUUCCCCAUUCAAGUUAAAGUUUCCCCUGCUAUGUUUAUUUUGAAUGACCUGAAUUUGAAUCAUUUUCAGCUACUUAGAGUAUUUGAAAAUAUGAGUGGCUAAUCAUGCUGGAUUGAUCUAGUAGGCUUUGAUUAAGUGAAGUAGACCAUUUAAGUAUCUGAAGACAUUUAACAGUGCACUAGCGAUCUAAUUCCUAGAUUCUGGUCAGGUUUGGAGCUUGAAUGAAACAUAAUUUAAUAUAAUUGAAUUAUUUAGAGCCCUUUAGAACCCUAAAUUCUUAACAGGCAGGCUUAACCAAAAGGUCCUCUGUUGGGCAACCUGGCCAGAUGUUUUCCCAGUGCGGUUACAUAUUUCUAAAACUAUAGUGGCAGGAUUUUCUAAGUAAACACUUCUGUGAGUAUAUUUUUAAGGAUUUUGUGUGUGUGUUUAAGGAUAUUUAAAGAGUGCCACAUUCAUGUAACUGUAAAUGCCUUCCAUCUGUUCAUUA
Molecule: messenger RNA, 1456 nt
Organism: Gadus morhua (Atlantic cod)
Lineage: Eukaryota; Metazoa; Chordata; Actinopteri; Gadiformes; Gadidae
Gene: praf2
Product: PRA1 domain family, member 2
Exons: 3
Coding region: 56-592 (178 amino acids)
Cellular component (GO): membrane
Source: RefSeq, a predicted model, not a curated record